Messenger RNA from Eubalaena glacialis (North Atlantic right whale), 2454 nucleotides. It is a transcript of the gene GNAT1, whose product is annotated as G protein subunit alpha transducin 1. Gene Ontology annotation, biological process: adenylate cyclase-modulating G protein-coupled receptor signaling pathway. The record is from RefSeq and is a predicted model, not a curated record. Gene Ontology annotation, cellular component: heterotrimeric G-protein complex. The transcript has 9 exons. NCBI's taxonomy places the organism in Eukaryota, Metazoa, Chordata, Mammalia, Artiodactyla, Balaenidae. Gene Ontology annotation, molecular function: GTPase activity; GTP binding; G-protein beta/gamma-subunit complex binding. Bases 100 to 1152 code for a protein of 350 amino acids.
UCUGGGGAGGCCAGAGGCUGGCCUGAGCCUGGCUCUGGGGAUCCCCUGCAUCCAGAAGAGCCAACUGACCACCCUGUUCCUUCACCUCCUCCCGGGACCAUGGGGGCUGGGGCCAGCGCUGAGGAGAAGCACUCAAGGGAGCUGGAAAAGAAGCUGAAAGAAGAUGCCGAGAAGGAUGCUCGAACCGUGAAACUGCUGCUUCUGGGUGCCGGUGAGUCCGGGAAGAGUACCAUUGUCAAGCAGAUGAAGAUCAUCCACCAGGAUGGGUACUCGCUGGAAGAGUGCCUCGAGUUCAUUGCCAUCAUAUAUGGCAACACGCUACAGUCCAUCUUGGCCAUCGUGCGCGCCAUGACCACGCUCAAUAUCCAGUAUGGAGACUCUGCGCGCCAGGACGAUGCCCGGAAGCUGAUGCACAUGGCGGACACCAUCGAGGAGGGCACGAUGCCCAAGGAGAUGUCAGACAUCAUCCAGCGUCUGUGGAAGGACUCGGGUAUCCAGGCCUGUUUCGAUCGCGCCUCGGAGUACCAGCUCAACGACUCUGCUGGCUACUACCUCUCGGACCUGGAGCGCCUGGUAACCCCGGGCUACGUGCCCACUGAACAGGACGUGCUGCGCUCGCGUGUCAAGACCACUGGUAUCAUUGAGACGCAGUUCUCCUUCAAGGACCUCAACUUCCGGAUGUUCGAUGUGGGCGGGCAGCGCUCAGAACGCAAGAAGUGGAUCCACUGCUUCGAGGGUGUGACCUGCAUCAUCUUCAUCGCGGCGCUCAGCGCCUACGACAUGGUGCUUGUGGAGGAUGACGAAGUGAACCGCAUGCACGAGAGCCUGCACCUAUUCAACAGUAUCUGCAACCACCGCUACUUCGCCACCACGUCCAUCGUGCUCUUCCUCAACAAGAAGGACGUUUUCUCGGAGAAGAUAAAAAAGGCGCACCUCAGCAUCUGCUUUCCGGACUACAAUGGGCCCAACACAUAUGAGGACGCGGGCAAUUACAUCAAGGUGCAAUUCCUCGAGCUCAACAUGAGACGCGACGUGAAGGAGAUCUAUUCCCACAUGACGUGCGCCACCGACACACAGAACGUCAAGUUUGUCUUCGACGCUGUCACCGACAUUAUCAUCAAGGAGAACCUCAAAGACUGCGGCCUCUUCUGAGGUGCCUGAACUCAUGCGUUCCUGAGACCCUGUAGCCCUUGCCGCCUUGUAGCCCCAAUCUGCAUGACCCCUAUCAGCCCCCCAGGACUCCUGGGCUCCAGCCUGUGGCCCCACCAGCCACAGAUUCAAAACCCUAAGCCCUGCUAACCUUGAGGGACUUACCCUCCCCCAUGGCUCCCAGGAUCCCCAGGUCUCCCAGAGUCCGGUGCCCCCAGCCACCCCAGCACUGCCCUUCACGGCCUGGCUGCACUGGCCUCCAGGACCCACCACAGCCAGCCCCAGCUAGGAGCAAGCAGGACUUGGGGCAGCUACAGCUCACGGUGACUCAGCAGUACCCCACUGACCAAUCUCCUGCUGCUCUCCUGCCCCAGGAGGCCCGUGAUUCACCUGGUGGGUCUGGGUUCAGCAAACAGCCCUCCCUCCCAGAGUUUCAUGAAGGGCAGGGGGGCAGGAAGGGAACCCUCCUCCAAGCAGCCCUGCUGCUUACCAUCAGCCCAUUCUAGGCUUACCACCUCCAUGUGACGAGUCUGACACCCAUCUGCCCAGUGGCCAGUGACUGCCCCACCCAGCAGCUUUAGGGGUCCAAAGUCCAAGCCAGCUCUGGCCUGUGAAACUCAUAUAUAGACGAAUUAGUGAGUGGGGGCAAGCCUGGGAGCUACUGGUGCCAGGAAGAGACUCAAGCUGGACCCUUCCCCACAUAUCCUAACCCCUUCACCCACAGGCUCUGCCCCCUCCAUGCUUGGACACUGUAUUCAUGUCCUACUAACUUACACACCCACAGUACUCCAGGCCAGUCUGUUGAGGGAGGGUACUGUUGACACCAGCUGUGGCCAAUGGCUGAACUGUCCUGAGGGGUGGCUGGGAGCAGAGUCCAGCUCCCAUCGAUCAGCCCCAGGCAGGGGAUUUGAGACAGGAAGGAGGCCCAGAUUGUGCCCAGAGGGGUCUGCCUCAGGUAGGGUCAUAAGCAAACCCAGGUGACCCUCUUGUCCCUGCCAGCAGCUUCUCUCAUCCUUCCCAUUCAGGGCCCAUUCCCUGGUGGGAAAAACUGAGGUCCAUGCCUGAACCAUCAGUGACAAAGGCAUCCAUGUCCCCACACCCCUGCUCCCUACUUCCUCAUCAAGCACCAAGUCCUCGCUGAUGCCCGUGGGCUGGGGCCUGUGCUGUAGUCAAGGGCAAGGAGCAUCCGUCUAACAAGGCCAGGGCAUAAUUUGCACUCCCUUCAGCUAGAUACACAGACUCAGCAAUAAAUCUUUGCAUCAGGCCCCAGCUGUCCUUUCUUGGGAGGAGGGGGAGAGUGUUAAU